Diceros bicornis minor is the source of this 2891-nucleotide messenger RNA. RefSeq names its product Src like adaptor (gene SLA). The record is from RefSeq and is a predicted model, not a curated record. The coding region runs from base 152 to 1099 and encodes 315 amino acids. The transcript has 7 exons. NCBI's taxonomy places the organism in Eukaryota, Metazoa, Chordata, Mammalia, Perissodactyla, Rhinocerotidae. Gene Ontology annotation, molecular function: protein binding.
UAGCUAGCAACUUCCCUCUCUGUGGUUUUUCUCUGUCAUUCCCUUGAUAAAAGAACUAGAGCUGCGUAAAUAUAACCAACAUUCACGAGGCUCAUCUUCACCUAAAAACACCCGCCUUUCAAGGAGCGAGCUGCCUGAAAAAUGAUGCACGAUGUGCUCUAAACUGGGUCAUUCUCCACCCCGAGGGCUCGGCGCGCAGUUGACUUUCUGUGUGUAUCCCCCGUGCCAUAGGCUUCGAGCAUCUUCGACAGUCCAGAGAGAGAGAGAGAUGGGAAACAGCAUGAGAUCCACUCCGGCGCCUCCCGAGAGGCCUCUGCCCAACCCCGAUGGACUGGACAGCGACUUCCUGGCGGUGCUGAGUGACUACCCAUCUCCUGACAUCAGCCCCCCCAUAUUCCGCCGGGGGGAGAAACUGCGCGUGAUUUCUGAUGAAGGGGGCUGGUGGAAAGCCAUCUCCCUUAGCACUGGCCGAGAGAGCUAUAUUCCUGGAAUAUGUGUGGCCCGAGUUUACCAUGGCUGGCUGUUUGAAGGGCUGGGCAGAGACAAGGCUGAGGAGCUGCUGCAGCUGCCAGACACGAAGAUGGGCUCCUUCAUGAUCAGAGAGAGUGAGACCAAGAAAGGUUUCUAUUCCCUCUCGGUGAGACACCGGCAGGUGAAGCAUUACCGCAUCUUCCGCCUGCCAAACAACUGGUAUUACAUUUCCCCGAGGCUCACCUUCCAGUGCCUGGAGGACCUGGUGAAUCACUAUUCCGAGGUGGCUGACGGCCUCUGCUGUGUGCUGACCACACCCUGUCUCACUCAGAGCACGGCCACCCCAGCAGUGAGGGCCUCCAACUCGCCCGUCACCUUGCGCCAGAAGACUUUCGACUGGAAGAAGGUGUCCAGACUGCAGGAGGACCCCGAGGGGGCAGAGAAUCCACUCGGUGUGGACGAGUCCCUUUUCAGCUACGGCCUUCGGGAAAGCAUCGCCUCCUACUUGUCCCUCACCAGUGAUGACAGUGCCUCCUUCGAUCGAAAGAAGAAAAGCCUCUCCUUGAUGUAUAGCGGCAGCAAGAGAAAGAGUUCCUUCUUCUCAUCUCCACCAUACUUUGAAGACUAGCCCGGCUACAGACACUGUGGUGCGUGCCCCAAAGGAACAGAGGCUGGAACUCUCACCUAGGAUCUUGCAGAAAAGCAGGUUCCCUGGUCCCUGGGGAACCUCAUGUCUUCCAGAAGCCAAGAGAAGCCACAUGGAGACUCGAACUCGCAUCUUCUCUAUCCACACCAUGACAAAGGGAACCCCUCCCUGGUGUCUGAUCAGUACGGGACAUCACAAAAUGUUGACUCUUGACGUGAUCAGGCAACAUUUCAGAAGAGCCCUGCGUGUAUGUGUGUGCUUGUCAUGUUUGUGGGAAAGACAGACACUCUCUCAUAGGAAAGUGCGCAAGGACCAUUCUCCAACAAACCGUCCAGAGGGUCACACUCUGAGGUCAUUGGAGAGAACUUCUGAAUGAAAAAAGAAGAUGAUGAGCCAAAAGCUGUGGCCUGGCAGAAGGUCCUGGUUUGGCAAAUUGGUCCCCUGCAUUGAACUUUUUUAACCAAUCCCUAAAGAGAUCUUUGGUAUGCAGCUCCUGUUUUUUUAAAGGAACUCAGUGACACUAAAUGUCAACCUUUCUUAUUAACCCUGAAUCAGGAGAUCCCUUUGGCCCGCUGGUGCCAAAACCACACGUGCAGAAAUCAGAUGGCCGCACUACUUCUGCAGAGGGCAGGGGGAACGGGAGGAGAGAGGAGCUGCUGGUGGGGAGAGCAGGACAGUGGCCUGGAACUGUGCAAGCUGUCACAAUGUCCCCAGCCACAGCUUUGCAGCACAGAAGGAGCUUCCCUGGCAUGCUGAGAUUCUUGCCUAUAUUAACACCUCAAUUACUCAUUCAUGAUGGCCUGAAGAGGCACUGUGUUAAGUCCCAUGUAAGACAUCAGAUCAAAAAAGAAAAAAAGAUGCAUAAGCCACAGCCCCCAGCAGAGGUGCUCACGGUGUAAACAGGGAGAGGGGUAUAUAAACAAGGGUGAAAGUGGGUGUAAAAGGAGAAAUCAGCUCCUGGCUUCUGGAGGGCCUGCGGUCAGGUAAGGGGAACCUAGGAGCUCAUGUUUCAGCUAGACCUUCAGAGAGUGGAAGAUUGGUUGGAUUUUUUGAAAAAAGGAAAUCAAUAAGUUCUAAAGAGUUAAUUUAUCCAGUAUUUUAUUCUAAGAAGGGUUUGUCAUCCAUGUGAAUAAAAAUGCCGAGCUCCAGGAAAGAUGGGAGUCAGAGGGGCUCAAUUGUGUCAUAUAUCGUUUUAAGUGAUGAGAGAGAAAACACAGUGAAGAUCUAGAGAAGAAGCAUUUAUCUCCAGACCACCCACCUGGAUCUUGUAGGAAGGGGUCUGCAGAUGCAUCCAUGACUCAUUUUCCCCUGUUGCAAAGGGAUUCAGGGGAGAAGGAGUGCAUGUGGUAUCUCUCACUGCCUGACAUGAGAAGUCUGUCUGUUCACCAUAUGCAUUCCAUAGAUCUGAGAUCAUGUGCUAGUGGCGUGUGUAUAUGCAUUUAAAUGAAUUUCUGUAUCAUCAGAUUCCAGUGUGUUUAUACCAGAAGACAUUUGUGGUUUCCUCAACAAUCCCAAAAGGCUGUUUCAAAUGACCAGCCAAUGUAUGGGAAAUGAAUGUAUCAGUGUGGACAUUGACUUCCACCAUAAGGCAGGGUGACCUCACAAACUCUAGAUGUUUGUACAGUGUCUUAUGUAUUGUUUUCCGUUGUGACUAAUGUGGUUGGAACGUUUGGGGAGUACUCAGAGGGAUUUCUAAGUGGGAAGCAUUACAUUUUGCUAAAUCAUGUAUUUAUUCCUGAUUAAAAUAAACCUAAUAAAUAUUUAACCAUUAGAA